AUGCCCGCGACCCGCACGAUAACCAACCACACCGUCACCAUAACCCUGCCCGCGCGCCCCCGCCCGCUGAGCGACAUCGAGAUCCUCGACCUCCCCCGGCCCUCCAGCGACCUGGGACACCACCCCGACCUCGAAGCGGACGGCGACCUUGCGCCCGACUCUGCCCCCUCGGAAGUGUCGACGCACCCGUCCCUCUCGCCCCCAUCGGCGACGGGCAACCCGUUCGUGUCGACCGCGACGCUCAACCACUCCUCGACGAGUCUGCCCAGCAUCGCCAUCACGCCGAGCAAGGACGACGAGGCGCGCGAGUUUGGCGCGGCGCCCACAACUACCACGGCAGCGUUGCCCAUUUCGAGCCUCACGCGCGCACGCGCGCCCGACGCCACGUCCGGCUUCUACGACACCGAGCUCGAACACGGCCACGCGGGGGCACAGCGCACGUCGAUCGCGCCUCCCCAGCAGGAACACAAGCGCCAGCUCAAGCCCCUCGAGAAGGUGCUCAUCGCGCUCGGCGCCGCGGGAUUCGUGACUGGCAUCGUGCUGGCAGCGCUGUAUGGCCGCAAGAGCCUCUAG
Messenger RNA from Vanrija pseudolonga, 573 nucleotides. RefSeq lists its product as uncharacterized. NCBI's taxonomy places the organism in Eukaryota, Fungi, Basidiomycota, Tremellomycetes, Trichosporonales, Trichosporonaceae. The transcript has a single exon. The record is from RefSeq and is a predicted model, not a curated record. Bases 1 to 573 code for a protein of 190 amino acids.